Phyllostomus discolor (pale spear-nosed bat) is the source of this 1380-nucleotide messenger RNA. It is a transcript of the gene TFPI2, whose product is annotated as tissue factor pathway inhibitor 2. The record is from RefSeq and is a predicted model, not a curated record. Gene Ontology annotation, cellular component: extracellular region. Gene Ontology annotation, molecular function: serine-type endopeptidase inhibitor activity. The transcript is spliced from 5 exons. Gene Ontology annotation, biological process: negative regulation of peptidase activity. The coding region runs from base 137 to 841 and encodes 234 amino acids. NCBI's taxonomy places the organism in Eukaryota, Metazoa, Chordata, Mammalia, Chiroptera, Phyllostomidae.
GGUCGGCGCUCCCUCUACAUAAAGCAGACACCACCAGCAGCACCCAGUCCGCCUGGAGACUGGACUCUGCGCGCCUUUCCCCUGUCAGCGCAUUUUGGGGACCUCUAGUUCCGUGGGCCGCUGGAACCUGGACACCAUGGACGCUACUUGUACCCUCGGGCUGUUGUUUCUGCCGUUCCUCUUGCUGGGAACAGCGCCUGGCGAUGCUGCUCAGGAGACUCUAGGAAACAACGCGGAGAUCUGCCUCCUGCCCCCGGAGGUGGGGCCCUGCCGCGCCCUGGUCCCCAGUUUUUACUACAGCAGGUACACUCAGACCUGCCGCCAGUUCAUGUAUGGGGGCUGCGAGGGUAACGCCAACAACUUCGAAACUAAGGAGGCCUGCGAGGAAGCCUGCUGGAAGAUAGAGAAAGUCCCCAAAAUUUGCCGCUUGGACGUCAGUGACGGGCAGUGUGAGCAGCCCCGAGGAGACUACUUCUUCAACCUGAGCUCCAUGGCGUGUGAAAAAUUCGUGUCUGGCGGGUGUCACCGCAGUGGGAACCAGUUCCCAGAUGAAGCUACUUGCAGGGACUUCUGUACUCCAAGGAAACGGCCCUCAUAUUGCUACAGUCCAAAAGAUGAGGGACUCUGCUCUGCGAAUGUGACGCGCUAUUAUUUUAAUCCAAGACACAGAGACUGUGAGGCCUUCACAUACACGGGCUGUGGAGGGAAUAACAAUAACUUUAUCAACAUGAAGGACUGCAAACGUGUCUGUGUGAAAGCUUUAGGGAAGAGAAUAAAUAAGAAGAUACCAAAGCUUUUCUUUGCUGAUAGAAGAUUGAAACUUCAGAAGAAGCAAUUAUAACCUUUUGUGUGUGUGUGUGUGCGUGUCAUCCUGUGAAUGCUAUUAUUGCCUUACGAUUACCUCAAGAAUGAUGUGGUAGUAUGAGUAAAUAAAUCAUUAGUGAUUUAUUCAGCAGCUUUUACUGAUCAAAGUUUCUUUUUAAAAAUUUUAUACAGAAGUAGCUGCCACUCAAAUGUGAAUCUGUUAUUUUUCACUUACCAUUUAACUAUUUUUAUGAAGUUGAAUUCCUGUUCUGCAUAAGAUAAAGAAAUCAAAUAUGACUCACCCAGUUCUUGGGGUUGUUCUGAUUUUAGAUGGAGAUAGUAACUGAAAAACAUAAUAUAAUCAUGUUCUGUUGACACAUAUGAUCAUAAAAAGGACCAGCAAAUACAGUUUGUUUUGCAUUUAAAAGAUGGAUUAUAUUUUAGGCCCAAGGUGACAAACUUGCAGAUUAACUGAUGGUUCAAAAUAUAUUGUAAGUGCUAUUAUGUGGACAUCGCUAACUUACUUCUAUUUCUGUUGUGUCAUUUAGAAGAUAAUAAAAUAAAAUUUUGACUGAA